AAAAAAAACAGCAGCUUUGUAUUUUUAAUAUAUACAAUCCUCUGUCUCCUUCGUCUUCUUCCUCCGUCCAUCUCUCGCCGCUUCCUCCUUAUCGGAAUCUUUCGCUCAUUAUGCUCAGAAGCCUCCAUUACCAUACCCUUAUCGCUUCACUUCUCCCUCCAACGAUUAUUAUUGCCAACGUUUUCGUUAACUAAUUGCCAAGCUUGUGUGAUUUGUUUGAAUUUGGAUCGUUGUUCUGAGAAUUGAAUUCCGUUUGGUAAAUUUUAUUACUGGGUUUAUUCAAAGAUGGCUGCUUUGAAAGGUUAUGGUUUGUGUUCUUUGGACUCUGUUCUACACUUUCCCUGUCCAAGGCCACCAUUCGAGGCCUACAAGAGAAGAAGCUCAAGAUGGGUCUCUCCAAAAGCAGCUGUUGUACCGAACUUCCACCUCCCUAUGCGCAGCUUGGAGGUUAAAAACAGGACAAACACAGACGACAUAAAAGCUCUACGAGUGAUCACAGCCAUAAAAACGCCGUAUCUCCCCGACGGAAGAUUCGACCUCGAAGCCUACGACGACUUAGUCAACAUCCAGAUACAAAACGGUGUCGAAGGCGUCAUCGUCGGCGGCACAACCGGCGAAGGCCAGCUGAUGAGCUGGGACGAGCACAUCAUGCUCAUAGGCCAUACGGUCAACUGUUUCGGAGGAAGCAUCAAAGUCAUCGGAAACACGGGAAGCAACUCGACGAGAGAAGCUAUCCACGCGACGGAGCAAGGGUUCGCCGUGGGGAUGCACGCUGCUCUUCACAUCAACCCUUACUACGGGAAGACUUCGAUGGACGGGAUAAUAGCGCAUCUUCAGUCCGUUAUGCACAUGGGACCGACGAUUAUAUACAAUGUCCCUGGUCGAACGGGGCAGGACAUACCGCCCAGCGCGAUUUUGACGCUUUCUAGGAGUCCAAAUUUAGCUGGCGUGAAGGAGUGCGUUGGGAACAAGAGGGUCGAAGAGUAUACUGAGAGAGGGAUCGUUGUGUGGAGUGGGAAUGACGACGAGUGUCAUGAUUCGAGGUGGGACUAUGGAGCGAGAGGAGUUAUAUCGGUUACUAGUAACUUGGUUCCUGGUUUGAUGAGGAAGCUGAUGUUUGAAGGGAGAGACUCGGCUUUGAACUCGAAGCUUUUGCCUUUGAUGGGUUGGCUGUUCCAGGAGCCGAACCCUAUUGGGCUCAACACUGCUUUGGCCCAGCUUGGAGUUGCGAGGCCGGUGUUUAGGUUGCCGUAUGUGCCGUUGCCUUUGGCUAAGAGGGUUGAGUUUGUGAAGAUGGUGGAGGAGAUUGGACGUGAGCAUUUUGUGGGCGAGAGGGAUGUUCAGGUGCUUGAUGAUGAUGAUUUUAUCCUUAUUGGUCGAUAUUAAGCAUAAUAUACUUUCUUUUUUUUGAGUUUUGGGUUUACUUUGUUUGGUGUUUAAUGAAAGAAGAGAUGGUUUGGUUUAUGUAGUUGGGGGAUGAAACUCAUUCAUCAUAUUGCUUGUUAAGUACUUAUGAUUUGCUUUUACUCGUUUUUAAACUG
Brassica rapa (field mustard) is the source of this 1541-nucleotide messenger RNA. RefSeq names its product 4-hydroxy-tetrahydrodipicolinate synthase 2, chloroplastic. Gene Ontology annotation, molecular function: 4-hydroxy-tetrahydrodipicolinate synthase activity. The record is from RefSeq and is a predicted model, not a curated record. NCBI's taxonomy places the organism in Eukaryota, Viridiplantae, Streptophyta, Magnoliopsida, Brassicales, Brassicaceae.